Messenger RNA from Patiria miniata (bat star), 1464 nucleotides. RefSeq names its product tyrosine-protein kinase receptor UFO-like. Lineage: Eukaryota; Metazoa; Echinodermata; Asteroidea; Valvatida; Asterinidae. The coding region runs from base 1 to 1464 and encodes 487 amino acids. The transcript is spliced from 8 exons. The record is from RefSeq and is a predicted model, not a curated record. Gene Ontology annotation, cellular component: signaling receptor complex. Gene Ontology annotation, biological process: cell surface receptor protein tyrosine kinase signaling pathway; multicellular organism development; cell migration. Gene Ontology annotation, molecular function: transmembrane receptor protein tyrosine kinase activity; ATP binding.
AUGCCGAGCGAGUCUGGUGUUUGCCAACCGAGUGAAAUCUGCAGGGAACAAAUGGUGACUUUGGAUAACAGAUUGAACUGCCCUGACCCAUCUCUGAGUAAGGGCGAGCGGAUUGAUAGCGCUAUCACAGAGGGAGAAAUUAUCGUGAGGAUCAGCGAAGAGAGCUGUCCCAUUAUCCUGUUCAGUGCGACAACACUCGUAUGUGAAUUGCCCGAUGAGGCACCAGCAGCCGGUGACUACAUGGGAGGAGAUACCGGGAAAGGUCUGCCUGUGGUAUGGGUUUUCCAUAAUAACUUAAAAUCUCGGUUGGGCUAUUUGGUCUAUCCCCCGGUGCCACUUGUCGCUAUACUUGUACCGAGUUUGAUCAUCCCACUCUCCAUGGCGAUUCUGCUCGCUGCUACCUUCGUGUAUUGCAGACAAUUGCGAAGGAAGCGCACCCACGACCGAAGACUAUUGGGCAGGAUAAUGGCGAUUCAUCUCGAAAUUGACUCCCACGCCAAAAGACGCAAGUGGUAUAGAUCCCAGCAACAGUCGGGAUCUGCUCAGCCAAAACAAAAGCGCAUUGUCCUGAACAACAAAGUCAGCUUCGUUCCCGACGAGGUUCAUAUCAACUUCAGCAAACUGGAAUUGGGAGAAACUCUCGGACAAGACACUUCGGACCCGAAAAAUGUGGUGAAGUUCCUGGAGGAAGGCCUGAUCAUGAAAACCUUCGACCAUGUCAACGUGCUGGGGCUUCUGGGGUUGACCUUUGACGUAGACAAAAACCCCUUGGUGGUGAUACCCUUCAUGGCCAACGGUGACCUCAAGACAUAUCUGGUCAAGAAGAAACAGAAUUUAAACCUCUUUAGGGUGGAUAGUGAUCUUCUGGUCAAGAUAGCUGAUUUUGGACUGUCCCGUGACAUGCACGAAUCGGAUUACUACACAAGCGGCGAUGCCCAGGCUAAGCUGCCUAUCAAAUGGAUGGCUCCCGAGUCCAUGGAACGUCGAGUGUACAACGCCAGGACUGACGUGUGGUCUUACGGUGUGCUCCUGUGGGAGAUUUUCAGUAAGGGUGCAAGACCGUACCAAGCAAUACCCAACCAAGAUGUGUAUGAUUUCUUGAAGAGUGGUCAACGCAUGGCUGCUCCCAAGAACUGCCCGCCAGAAAUCUACGGCAUAAUGGUACGUUGCUGGCAGGACAACCCAAAGUCACGUUGCACCUUCGUCCAAGUUGCCAACGAGCUGGAAGAACUGUUGGAGGGAGACCGCGACUACGUAGCAGCUCCUAGUGCGGGUGUGGUUGGUAUGGGACUCAUCGAACAUUGCGAACAACCUGGUGUCACAGACGACAGCUAUCUGGUCCCGAUGCAGCAGGAGACCGCCUUUGGUGCUGACGGCCCGUGUAGUGACGGAGAAACCAGCGGGAGCCACGCGACUGCUGCCCAUGAUCCCUUGGAUUAUGUUAAUAAAAUUGUCAUUAGAUAA